This is a messenger RNA of Penicillium waksmanii, 378 nucleotides long. RefSeq lists its product as uncharacterized. The record is from RefSeq and is a predicted model, not a curated record. The transcript is spliced from 2 exons. Lineage: Eukaryota; Fungi; Ascomycota; Eurotiomycetes; Eurotiales; Aspergillaceae. The coding region runs from base 1 to 378 and encodes 125 amino acids.
AUGCGUUUCUCUCUUCUAACCCUUUCGUGCUGUGCUGUUGUCACUGCGCUCUCCGGAGAAGAUGCCCUGGAAAAGUGGGGUGGACCUAGAGGUGGAGGCAUCUCCCACGGCGGUAAUAAUAUUGGCAAUGGGGAUGGUGGUGGGAUUGACAUUGACACUGGGGGUGGUGACAUUGGGGACCUUGGGGUUGGGGUUGGGGGUGGAGGGGGUGGUGGUGGUUGCGACCCGGCCGCUUGUGACGCCAAGUGCCGGGGAUUAGGUGACCUAUCAGGUUACUGCGACAACGGUAGCGGAUCCCCCAGUGUACUUGGCCUUAUCCUUGGACAAACUACGCCGUUAGUCUCUUCUCGAUCGUCUUGGGAUUGCGGAGCCAUCUGA